AUGAGGCUAGAGCGCGGCCGGCGGGCUUCUCUGGCACUCACCCUCAAUUUUGUGGCGUUUGCGUUUGCCCUGUCAGCGGUGACCACCAGCUACUGGUGUGAGGGGACCAGGAAGGUGCCCAAACCGUUCUGCACGGGGCCGCCGUUGAAGGUGAAGCAGUGGUUCUGCAUCCGCUUCAACAGCUCCAACCUCAACGACAGCCGCCUGGUGCAGUACAUCUUUGAGACCGGGGAGGAGAAGUUCCUCAUGAGGAAGUUUCACACGGGGAUCUUCUUCUCCUGUGAGCAGGCCGCUGACAUGAAUGGCUUCGACUGUCGAGAUUUCUCAGAGAUUGCACCAGAACAUGAACGAGGUGUGCUGUGGUUGUGUAUUGUGGCGGAGAGCCUGUACCUCACCCUCCUGUUCACGGGGGGCGCUCUGAUGGCGUUGGAGCAGUGUCCCUGUUUCAGCAUCAUGAACAAAUUGAAGCUGAGUGCCUUUGCCGCCCUGUGCACCGCCCUGUCAGGCCUUUGUGGGAUGGUAGCCCACAUGAUGUUCACCACCAUCUUCCAGCUGGCUGUAGCUAUGGGACCAGAGGACUGGAGGCCAAAAACCUGGGACUACAGCUGGUCUUAUGUCCUGGCGUGGGGUUCUUUCGGCACCUGUAUGGGCUCUGCAGUGACAGCGCUCAACAGGUACACAAAGACCAUCAUCGAGUUCAAAUACAAGCGGAGAAACAUCGAGAAGAGUCUGAUGAUCAAGCAAAAAAUGAUGGAGCUCGACCUCCCCGAGCAGAUGUGGGACAUGUACCUGACCCCAGACUCCACAGACUCCCCUGAUCCUGAGGCUCAGCUUGACCCUCCUCUAAAUGGACACAAACCGUCCAGCGGGACUACGUACGAGGUGGAGCUGGACGAUGGAGCAGACACACAGGGGGAAGCAUACUGCUGA
Molecule: messenger RNA, 930 nt
Organism: Cheilinus undulatus (humphead wrasse)
Lineage: Eukaryota; Metazoa; Chordata; Actinopteri; Labriformes; Labridae
Product: germ cell-specific gene 1-like protein
Exons: 5
Coding region: 1-930 (309 amino acids)
Cellular component (GO): plasma membrane
Source: RefSeq, a predicted model, not a curated record